CUUUGCUAUCGUGUUUCGCACAGUAUAAAUAAGAGGUUUAUCUGAGAAUAUAUCACAUACUCCAAUAGCACUGUCGUCGUCGGCUUCUUCCUCUGCUCUUAUGCAACCGACGCUGGAACCGCGCUGAAUCGCCAUUUGUGCGAGUAGGCAAUGGAAAGCGCAUGGAGCAACGGCAAGAUGAAGGUCCUGAAGCCGAGGACUUCGAACGAGAACAUUCCACCGAUGCAGAUAGACUCGGAUGAGAGAAGAGGACGCUAUAUCCAACCGUCAGCGAUGAGUCCACGGUUUCAACCGUACGCCGAAAACAUCGACGCCGGUUCGCCUCUCUCGCGUUACCUGUUCGCCGGAUCGCCGUUGUCCGGGAAGGUCGCUUCCGCCAGCGAGGCAUUCAGCCCUCCCUCGUUCAGCGCAUGGUCCACGAAAGGUCUUCCGUAUUGCGGCAAUAGUUCGGGGCGGAGCAGCAGCUUCGGCUCUCGCGGUAGGUUGUCGCCGUCACCGCUUUCGUCGAUCGAGAACAUGGAGGUCGCGUCAUUCAUGUCGCCGCCAAUGUACCGAACGGCGGCGACUGGGGACGACGACGUUCUCGUGAUGGAUGACAUUCUAGUGAGACCAAUGUCCGGGGGAAAGAGUGGAAGGUCUUCAUCCUCCUCCGGCCGCGGUUCGUCCUCUUCGUCGUCGGCGUCCAAGAGCGUGUUCAAGACAGAUAUUUGCAGAGCGUGGGAAGAGUCCGCUAGCUGCCGCUACACCUCCAAAUGCCAGUUACACUUAAAAGAAGAGGCUCAGUCUGGUCGUCCCUCCCCGAAAAGCAAAUCCAGGGCAGAGACAAGCACAUCAUCAUCUGUGAGAGCAGGAUCAAGCACGCAUGGCCCAAGCAGCGACAUUGUUGAACAGCAGGAUGCAGGAGCGGAGUCUGAUCAGCAAGGCGCAACUUCCCAACCAACUUCACCCGAAUCUGCCAAUAACUGGUCACCCCUGGAUGAUGGUAUUGAGGUUGUACUCCCAGGUUCAGAUGAAGCUCCAUCAAGAGAAGAAAUUCAUGCUUAUAUUUCCAGUCUUAAACAUGGCCGGACUGCUAAAAGGAGACUACCGGUAUUUGAAGCAAUUAUCAAAGGGACUUGAUUCCCACCAUUCAUAAAACAACGCCUCUUCACUGAUGGAACUUACUAUUCUAACUCAACCAUGCUGUUUUUUCUUCCUUUUUCAUUCGAAUAAUUUCCCCCACUUUUUAAAUAAAUAAAAUCAUGGUUGUGGGGGCGUACUGGAAACUAUAACCGUGGUGACCAGAAUACCUGUGUAGUUGUGCAUACAUUUCGGAAUAACGACAUGAUAUUAAGAAGAAAAGAAACAUUAUCGCUA
Messenger RNA from Vigna angularis (adzuki bean), 1356 nucleotides. RefSeq lists its product as uncharacterized. The record is from RefSeq and is a predicted model, not a curated record. The transcript is spliced from 4 exons. Bases 151 to 1119 code for a protein of 322 amino acids. NCBI's taxonomy places the organism in Eukaryota, Viridiplantae, Streptophyta, Magnoliopsida, Fabales, Fabaceae.